AUGCAGCCAAUGCAUAUCAUCGUUCCAUGGUAUGGCGCAAAACCCAUCCUGAAAUACAUGAUCUUGAAUAGAGAGCUCAUCUCUCGAAAAGACUGCUCGUACUCCGAGCCUCGCAGGAAACGGAAGCGAAAGGAUUAUCAAGAGCGAAUAGACUGGCUUGAGUCCAGGCUUGAAGCGAUGGAAUCAUCAAUUACACCGGCCAAUGCAGCCAGCCAGCCAGCGGCCAGUGACGGGACUUACUACAAUGAGAUCCGUGCUCCAGAUUCGCCACUACAGGUUAGGUCGAGUGGCCAGACCGUGCCCUCAGAGAUUGAAAAAUCUAGUCCAGUGUAUCACACCGUGGAUCAUGAGGAAGUUGAGUUCCAGGGACAGUCUGGGGAACGGGCCUUUAUGGAGCUUCUCAAGAAGGAGAUAUGGGACUCGCAGACCGGUGAUAUGACUAGCCGAAGGCUUCCUCUUGGAGUAUCCGUGCCAGGGCUCUUCGAGCUUGGUAGACAAACCGACGAAGUGGAUCCUUUGCCCGAAAGGUGCUUUGCAGACAAGCUCGUGCAGGCAGCCUUCGAUGCUCAAAUAUUACUUAAUAUCAUACAUCGGCCGACGUUUGAAGCUUCUCUCAACUUCAUCUACUCGGUUGAUUUGCAGGACCAUGGUGCCGAAGAAAAGAGAUUCUUAUCCCUCCUUUACGCUGUUCUCGCAUACGGCUGUCUGUUCGUUGAUGCUCGACCGGAAGAAGCUGGGCACGAGAAAGUUGUUUCUUCAGGGUACUUCCAUGCUCAGUUUCACUUGUUUACUCCGCUUUACUCACUUUCAGACAGUGCGAAAUUCUAUGCCAAAAGCAGGCAACUUCAAAAUAUCGCAGACAGCAAAGACAUUACUUCUCUCCAAGCCAUCGUCUUCAUGAAUCUUUUUCUUCUUUCAUCGACGCGAAUCUCGACUUGCUACACAUAUCUGAGUUCCUGUCUGUCUAUUGCCCUACGAAUGGGACUUCAUCGGACUCUCAAAGCGAACCAAGACUUUGUCUCCCAAGAACAGAGUAAACGGUUAUUCUGGGCGCUGAGAUUUCUUGCCAAUGAUGUUGCCGCUUGUUGUGGGUUGCCGAAGCUGCUCAGUGACGAAGACAUUGAUCAAGGACUUCCUAUAGAAGUAAGUGACACGUUCAUUGAAAAGAACCGAAUCGAUCCACAACCUCGGGACCAGAUAUGCUACGCUUCUGGGGCAAACGAGUACAUCCGCCUCUACAUGAUACGAGACAAGGUGUCCAAGUUCAUCUAUGAAACGAGAACCAAGAGCACCAGAAAAGCAAACACGUCGACCCACGUUAUCAACUUGGGAUUCAUACGUGAAAUUGAAGAUGAUCUCGAACGUUGGGUAAGAGGCAUACCCAUUGGGUACCGGCUAGGCACAUAUUUCACUGAAACAAAACUCAUCAGGGCCCAAUUCAUUUUGGCACUGUCAUAUGCUUAUGUUCAACUUUAUCUUUCUCGGCCGUUUUUACAUUAUGCAAUCAGGCGCGACAGGCGACGGUUUCCUUCAGGAAAUGGUUCUCCCUCUGCAACUGCGUCAAUACAAGCUAGCGAAGUUAUUCUCGCGCUGUCUGAGGAUAUGUAUCGACGGGGUCUUCUCAACGGGGAUCUCUGGCCCGUGACACGCAUAAUCUUCAGCGCCAUACUAACCAUUUUGUAUUAUCUCGUUGCUUGUCCAGAAUCAUGUGAAGCCGAAUACGAAGCGGAAUACCUUUUUGGGAGUUUGGUAACAGGGAGGAAGCUCUUAGAUCAUCUUGCAAAGCUCAGCUUCACUGUUAAUCGGUCGAAAAACAUAUUCUUGAUCCUGAUCUCGAGUUUUCCAACGCGCCUCCGAGACCUGCGGGAAAAGAUUUUGCGAAUGGACGGAGAGGUCUUUGAUCCGGUUCGAGCCGAAUUAAGUCCUGAUCAUUACACUGCCUGGCUGGCAUCAGUGGCUUUUUCACUGCGGUCCCAAACCAGUCCUGGUCAGGUCAUCUCAACUUCAGCAGCCGCUGCGUGGAAUCGAGAACAUGCAUUGAAGCAUCAUUCGGAACAAGUCCCAAUCAAAAUGACUACGGCAUCUAGACAGCACGAACCUUCAAAAGACUUGGAUUUCCACCCAACGGCUAUGAGGAAUGAACCAUCUACAUUUAGCCCAGACGUGCACCCGAAUUAUGCACCUGAUCGGAGUUUAGACCCAGCGGGUGACAUGCAGGAAUUCUUGGAAGCUCAUCCAUUUGACUUUCAACAGGACUGCUUAGGUGAAAGCUGGGUUAAUGCACUUAAUGCGAGUGGCUUGUCAGAAGACUUCUCAGACUGGUUCACGAAUUUGGAAAGCAUUGAAGAUUUUUUUCAGCACGGCAGGAUGAGUUCAAGUGGCUAG
Molecule: messenger RNA, 2385 nt
Organism: Penicillium riverlandense
Lineage: Eukaryota; Fungi; Ascomycota; Eurotiomycetes; Eurotiales; Aspergillaceae
Product: fungal specific transcription factor domain-containing protein
Exons: 3
Coding region: 1-2385 (794 amino acids)
Biological process (GO): positive regulation of transcription by RNA polymerase II; DNA-templated transcription
Cellular component (GO): nucleus
Molecular function (GO): zinc ion binding; sequence-specific DNA binding
Source: RefSeq, a predicted model, not a curated record